GUCACGUUCUCCACCUCCACCGCAGCAGCCCGCUUGGCUGUGCUUUCGUCUCCUUAAGGCACAUGAUUCCAACGUCCGCUGCAGUCGGGGACUUCGUUGUGUCCGGUUCUCACUGCGUUCGGAGCACCUCUUUCGGUGUCCACAAUGCUGCCCUGCAAGUUAUGGGCGUUGGUGCCCCUGGCCCUGCUCAUCGCGACAGGCGGCCCACACCAUGCGAACGGCCAGCUUCCGCUCGGAUCAGUCAACCCGGUGGCGAGUGUCGUGGAGCCGCUCGGGGGCAUCUUGGACCCGGUCUUGGGCGUCCUGAGCCCCGUGGUGGGGGCAGUCGCUGAACUGGCGCCCAUCCCUGGCGCCCUGCUCGGUGCCGUGGCGCCUGAGACGGCGUUGCUCAACCCGCUGCUUCAGUCCACGCUGCUGCAGAACAACAUCACGCAGUUCUCCUCGGACAUCGUGACCAGCCUCACGACCGUGGUGGGCCUGGUGGCCAACGCCGUGCUGCCUGUGCCUCCGUACCUCCGGCCGGACCAGGAAGCGCCGAAAUUCGGCUUCGUCGGAGAGGCCUACAACGUGACGACUUCCGACGGUUACAUCCUUGGAGUGUUCCGAGUUCGUAGCGGAACGUGCCGCUCGUAUCGUUCUGUGGUUAUUAUCCCGCCAGGGAUCCUCUCAAAUGCAGCUACCUUCAUCUUUAUCAAGGAAAACAGCCUGGUGUACCGCCUUGCACGAGAAUGCAACGACGUUUGGCUGUUCACUUUCCGAGGGUACCUAUUUGGACGUGGACACACACUUCUCAGCGACACGAGCUCUGAAUUCUGGGACUUUUAUGCCUACCACUGGGGCGUCUACGACCUGCCGGCCCAGAUAGAGUUCGUCUACCGGAAGACUAACAGCACGAGAAUGCGCUACUUCGGCGUGGACCAGUCCGGCUCCGCCCUGCUCUUCAUGAACCACGUGCACGGCCAGCGAUACCAGAGGUUCCUGGCAGGCACCUACCUGCUCGCUCCCAUCGGCUAUUUCGCUCGUGUCAAAUCCGUGGUAUUCGACACAAUGGCCGUUCUGCGCGACGCCCUCACGGCUGCCGGAGCACUGGUGCUGCACAACGAACUCGCCUUUAUGAAUCCAGCCAUACACUCAGUGGUGUACAACUUGUGUGGCCGGAUCAGCCCCGUCACGUGCUACUACCUUUUACAAAUCCUCGGGGGUAACAGCAAAGAGAUCAAUAUCCAAUACUUUUCUUAUGCUUUCGCGAACGUACUGGACAGUAUAUCGAUUAAGGCCUUUACUUAUUUUCUCCAACAAAAUGGUAAAUUAAAGUACAUGGCGUACUACGACUACGGCCGGGCUGAAAACUUGAGGCGAUACAACAGAACCACUCCUGAAAACGUCAACUUAGCGGCCACCACAGUGCCGUGCAACUUCUACGCCCUUGGCAGCGAUAUUGUGACCGUCACAGAGGACGUCUACGACACGUUUCGCGCCCUGGCCCCGGCAGCUCGGGCGUCCUUCCAGGUGCUCCCAAACUACAACGGCGCCAGCCCCUUCGCGCCCGUGAACUCGGAGGGCAUUUACGGACCAUUGAUCCGCAAGAUGAACGCCGACGUGGCGGCGGGUGCGUAG
Molecule: messenger RNA, 1617 nt
Organism: Thrips palmi
Lineage: Eukaryota; Metazoa; Arthropoda; Insecta; Thysanoptera; Thripidae
Product: gastric triacylglycerol lipase-like
Biological process (GO): lipid metabolic process
Source: RefSeq, a predicted model, not a curated record